AUGGCCUCAGUCCCGGCCAUGCAGUCCAUGCCAUUGCUCUUCCGGCAAUCACUCAGAACCAGUGCCCACAUCUCUCGCACAGCUCGACCGGCGCGGCUCCAGCUCCGCUCGACACCUCCGAACUUCCCCGUUAGACCAACAUCACGGGCUUUCUCAGUCUGCCUACAAUGCCAAUUCCGCCAACCACCUAGUACCUACGAUGCCUUCAACGACAAGAACAAGGAACCGAGCAGUCUAGACCCCCAACAUGUAGCUCAGGCUACCAAGGACGCUGAUGCAUCCGAUGCUACCACCCAGUCGGAGGCGGGUGCGGGGACCUCUCGUGGUGCAAACAUUUCUGCAGCGGAGUUCAAUCGGCUUGUAGACGAUUCAACCAUAAAGGGGACCGAGCGCGGACUCCUAGAUCACCUCGAAGCGGAAGAGAAAAGGGAGAGGGAGGAACAGUCGGGACAAGAGCAAAUCCCAAACACAGAUGACGCAAAGAGUGGAGGUCUCCCCUCCUACCUCGAGAGCCGGCGGUCGAAGCUGUCAAAGCAAUUCACGGGAAUGAUGGAUAAUCUCCAGUCCAAUGUUUUUGUAGCUGGACAGCGGCUGAAUGACCUUACCGGGUACUCGGGUAUCGAAGCACUCAAGAAGGAAAUCCACAGUCAAGAAAACCGCCUUCGCGCGGCACGCGCACAGGUCCGGGAAGCUAAAAAUGCCUACACCGCUGCGAUCAACAACCGUUCUACAUCGCAGCGCGAAGUGAACGAGCUCCUCCAGCGCAAGCAUGCCUGGUCUACCACCGACCUGGAGCGUUUCACCCUUCUCUACCGCAAUGACCAUACCAACGAGGUUGCCGAGACGGAGACGCAGGAGGCACUAGCGCAAGCCGAGCGUGAAGCCGAAGAGGCAGCGGCACAGCUGAGCAAGAGCAUUCUUUCCCGUUACCAUGAGGAGCAGGUGUGGUCGGACAAGAUCCGUCGCAUGUCUACCUGGGGAACGUGGGGACUAAUGGGCAUGAACGUUCUUCUUUUCCUGAUCUUCCAGAUUCUCGUGGAGCCGUGGCGCCGGCGCCGGCUGGUGAAAGGUUUCGAGGAUAAGGUCGUCGAGGCAUUGGAGAAGGAAAAGGCUCUCAACCAAGCUGCUCUUGUUGGAGGACUUGUACCGGCUUCGAAUCUGGAGGUUAUUGAUAGUCCGGUUGAGGAGUCCGUUGUGGCCACUGUUGCUACCGACCCGCCUAGCGAGACUUCCGAGGUCGCUCUUGUUGACAAUGAGGCUCAGAAUCAGGGCCUGCUGGAAACCCUCUCUCCCUCUGACACCACUCCUCAAACUCUAUACUCCCGUCUCGCUGGGAUUUCUCUUUCUCCCCUUUCCCUUGAAUAUUGGAAACAGACUUUCGAUGAGCUCCUUAGUGACCGCAGCGUCGCUAUGACCCAGCGCGACCUUACUGUGGCUGCCGUGCAGGGAGCCGCAGCUGGUGCGGCCGUGAUGGGUCUUCUGAUUGCCUUGGUGAAACCCCGGUAA
Penicillium odoratum is the source of this 1506-nucleotide messenger RNA. It is a transcript of the gene she9, whose product is annotated as putative mitochondrion biogenesis protein (She9). The record is from RefSeq and is a predicted model, not a curated record. Lineage: Eukaryota; Fungi; Ascomycota; Eurotiomycetes; Eurotiales; Aspergillaceae. Gene Ontology annotation, cellular component: mitochondrial inner membrane. Bases 1 to 1506 code for a protein of 501 amino acids. The transcript has 2 exons. Gene Ontology annotation, biological process: inner mitochondrial membrane organization.